AUGUCAGUGUCCCUUUCGUACGCGCUGAUUGUGGUGACCAACGAGAAGAAGUUGGAGGAGCUCUACCACUUCUACACCCGCCUCGGGUUCCGCUUGACGAAGCUGUACUCGAAAGCAGGGUUGCUGACCCACCCGGCCCCUGAAGAAGGUAAGCUGACAUUGAUUGGCAUUGCCCUGGACCUGAUUCGGGAGUUGUGGUUGGAGCUGUUCCCGCUUCAAGAUACUGAUGCCGCCACGGGGAAAAUCAAGCCGUGGCAGGAGAUGUCGGUGUACCAAGGCGACGUGCUGGAAGCGCUUGGCGUGGCCUCGGUGCUCAAAUUGAGAUUGCUGCUGUUGGAGACCCCGGAGGAGUUGGUGCUGAAACACCAGUUUUACUUCUUUACUACCAACUUAGACCAAGUGCAAUCGAUUUUAGAACGUCCCUUUGUUGAUGACCACACUAUUUAUGCUGAAGACCCCGUGGGUACCGAGCUUAUAUUCUCCACUAAACCCACGCCCACCUCGCAAUUGCUGUUUUCCGACCCCGAACUGUAUUUAGACCACCGCAAACAGGAGAUCAUGCAAAGACAGACUCGCCGGGGGCUGACGGUGGGGUUAGCUCCCGUACGCUCAGAGUUGGAACGGCGCAAACCGCGGAGAAAGAUCGCGGUGAUGACGCUGGGGGGUGACGCUCCGGGGAUGAAUCCCGCGGUGAGAGCCGUGGUGCGCCUGGGGAUCUACUAUGGUUGUGACGUGUUUGCCAUCUGUGAAGGCUACAGUGGUAUGGUCAAAGGUGGCGACUAUAUCAAGCAGAUGACGUGGAGCGAUGUCCGUGGCUUACUUCAUAAGGGCGGGACUGCUAUUGGUACCGCUCGUUGUAAGGAGUUCAGAGAACGUGAAGGGAGACUUGAAGGUGCCUUCAAUUUAAUAUCCCACGGCAUCGAUGGCCUCAUCGUCAUUGGUGGUGACGGGCUGUUGACUGGUGCCGACGCCUUGAGACAAGAAUGGCCGUCGUUGGUGGCUGAGCUUGAGUCCAAGGGACGCAUCGACAAGGCCACCGCCGAACGCAACCAGACUUUAACCAUUGCCGGGCUUGUGGGGCUGAUUGACAACGACAUGGCCAUGACCGACCUGACGAUCGGGGCGCUGUCAGCGCUCGCCCGGAUCUGCGAAUUGGUGGACUAUAUCGAUGCCACCGCCCAGCUGCACUCGCGGGCGUUUGUGGUGGAAGUGAUGGGCCGUCACUGUGGCUGGUUGGGGCUCAUGCUGGGCAUUGCCUGUGGUGCUGACUAUAUCUUUAUCCCUGAACACCCUCCUAGCGCCAAGACGUGGAAGAAGGAGCUUAUGGACAUCUGUAAGCGUCACCGGGAAAAGGGUAGACGUAAGACUACCGUCAUUGUGUCUGAAGGGGCCAUUGACGAUGAAUUAAACCCUAUCAGUUCCGAAACCGUCAAAGAGGUGCUUGUCGAGCUUGGCUUGGACACCAGAAUCACCAAGUUGGGCCACGUGCAACGUGGUGGUGCUGCUGACGCCCAUGACCGGCUUAUGGCUACCUUACAAGGGGUGGAAGCGGUUAAAGCCGUGCUUAAUCUGACCCCCGACACGCCACUGCCGAUGAUCUCGAUGAAAGACGCCACCAUCAGUUGCAAGCCGUUGAUGCAAGCGGUAGAACAAACGAAGCAGGUGGCCAAAUACAUCGAAGCCAAGCAGUUUGACAAGGCGAUGAGUCUCCGCGAGCUGGGGUUCUCCGAUGCGCUCAAGGCGUUCUGCGAUAUCAGUCACGGCGACGACGGCUCGCAGUUGUUACCGGAAGACCAGCGGUUGAACAUUGGUAUCAUCCACGUCGGGGCGCCGCUGGCGGGUCUCAACGCCGCUACUCGGGCGGCGGCGCUUGUGUGCUUAGCUAAGGGCCACCGGCUCUACGCCAUCUACGGUGGGUUCCUGGGUCUUAUCGAUAACGGCAAAGUGAAGCAACUUGAGUGGUUGGACGUUGAGGAAUGGCACAACCAGGGGGGGUCGGAAAUCGGUACCAACCGGCUGUUGCCGCUGCUUGACUACGGUAAAGUGGCCUACUACUUCCAAAAGUACAAGUUUGACGGGCUUAUGAUCCUCGGUGGGUUUGAGGCGUUCACAUCGUUGCACCAAUUGCACUCUAAGCGGAAAGACUACCCGAUCUUCCUGAUGCCGAUGGUGGUGGUCCCCGCCACCAUUUCCAAUAACGUCCCCGGUACUGAAUACUCGAUGGGGCUGAACACGUGUUUGGACGAGUUGGUGCGGUACUGUGAUGCCGUCAACCAGCUGGCGUCGGCGCUGAGACGGCGGGUGUUUGUUGUUGAAGUGAUGGGGGGCCACUCUGGUUACGUGGCGCUGUACUGUGGGCUUGUCACCGGCGCUCUUGCCAUCUAUACUCCUGAAGAACGUGUCAGCUUACACACUCUCGAGGAGGACAUCCAGUUGUUGACCCAGCUGUUCGCUGACGACCGCGGUGAGGACAACAACGGGAAGUUGAUCAUCCGUAACGAACAAGCGUCCACAGUAUACACCACCGACCUUGUGGCUGAUAUCAUUAGAGAGCAAGCCAAGGGCCGGUUCGAGACGCGGACGGCGAUCCCGGGGUACGUGCAACAAGGGUACACGCCGCUGCCGUUGGACCGGAUCUACGCCGUCAAGCUUGCCACCCACGGUCUUGGAUACAUCACCUCCGAAGCCGCCAAAGGCGAUAUUACUAUUGGCGACGAAGCGCCCUGCCGCGCCAAAGUGGUGGGGAUUGUCCGCAGCAAAAACGUGUUGCUGCUGAUUGACGAGGUGUGGAACAACGACGCCAAUGUGGCGUUGCGGAAGGGGAAGACCGUUCACUGGCUGCAGAUCAAUAAGGUGCUGGACAUGUUGAGCGGGCGGUUGCUUUUGCGCCAGCAUAAGGAGGUGGAGAUGAACCGCGCCGUCCGCCACGCGUACGAGGUUGAAGUCCAUGAGUACCAACAAGAGGCCCUGGCCACCACCAAAGUGAAAUAA
This is a messenger RNA of Diutina rugosa, 2991 nucleotides long. It is a transcript of the gene PFK1, whose product is annotated as 6-phosphofructokinase subunit alpha. Gene Ontology annotation, biological process: fructose 1,6-bisphosphate metabolic process; fructose 6-phosphate metabolic process; canonical glycolysis. The record is from RefSeq and is a predicted model, not a curated record. The coding region runs from base 1 to 2991 and encodes 996 amino acids. NCBI's taxonomy places the organism in Eukaryota, Fungi, Ascomycota, Pichiomycetes, Serinales, Debaryomycetaceae. Gene Ontology annotation, molecular function: 6-phosphofructokinase activity; monosaccharide binding; AMP binding. The transcript has a single exon. Gene Ontology annotation, cellular component: cytoplasm; mitochondrion; 6-phosphofructokinase complex.